CUUAAUGCCAAAUCAUAAGAAAAUUACCAUUUCAACUUAAAAGUUACGACUUUUUGCUCCUCAAAUAUGGAAGUUGGGUCAGAUAUAAAGAAAUAAUUAGCACAAGCAGAGUCUUUCCUUCUUCAUUAAGCCCUUAAACGCUAGUGUUUUUUUUUCCCUUUCCUCUUGAGUGUGUUGCUUUCAUAUAGACAGUGAAAUCUGCCAAAAAAGAAAUGGGCUUAUCUGGUAGCUAGCUGAAAGAAUGAAAAACAAAACUAAGUUUUCAGUUCCUUCACUUGUCUUCCAACAGUCUCGACUUUGAUUUGCUGUCUUUUUUUUUUUUUUUUUAAGGUCUAUAUUAGGCUGUCUUAUGGUCACUGAAAAAAGUGUUGUUAUCAUCAAAACCCUAGUUAAGAUCCAAACAUAUCUUCUUUGUUGUAGCUAGCUAUAAAUUAAAAACUGUGAACUUUCCAUGGAUUCGAUUGGAGAAAUGGAUAUCUUUUCCAACUCCCAAAACGGGGGCACCCUUACGAACGUUAGCCAUAACAGUGGCACUUCGUCUUCUUCAACCUCAAGCCGCUACGAGAACCAAAAGCGCCGUGACUGGAAUACCUUUGGGCAGUACCUGAAGAAUCAUAGACCUCCACUUGCCUUGUCUAGGUGCAGUGGAGCUCAUGUCCUGGAAUUCCUUCGUUACCUUGACCAAUUCGGCAAAACCAAAGUCCACACCCCAAUCUGCCCUUUCUAUGGCCACCCAAACCCGCCUGCACCUUGCCCAUGCCCUCUCCGUCAAGCCUGGGGUAGCCUCGACGCUCUCAUCGGUCGCCUCCGAGCCGCUUUUGAAGAAAAUGGAGGAAAGCCUGAAGCAAACCCUUUCGGUGCACGAGCUGUGAGGCUUUAUCUUCGCGAGGUUCGUGAUUUGCAGUCGAAAGCAAGAGGGAUUAGCUACGAGAAGAAGAAGCGUAAGAGACCACCACCUCAACAAAUCCCAUCUCUGCAACUGCAAGUGCCACCACCACCACCAGGUGCUAGUUAAAAACAAUCAAUAUGCAUCAGCAAAAAAACCCCAUAUGCUUCUCAUCCUUGAUUGAUCUAUGUGGGGUACUACUUAUCUUUAAUUUUGCCAUAUCAGUAUAUGUUUAGGGUAGUUCUUUUUUUUUUUUUUUAAUUUUCAGUUUCCUGUGCUUUCAGUAAUGCUUUUACAGAUUUUUGGGGGGAUUCCUUUGAAUCUACUUUUGAUGCAAACAGUGUUAGUAUUCUUCAGUAAUGACUACUAGUAGUACUGCAAAAAAAAAAAAAAGGUCAUUCUAGGAAGUGAUUGUACUAGCAGUUUGUUGCCUAAGUUGAACCUUAUGUGAGCAGCUAAUAUGCUCGAUCAUGGCUUUUCAUGUACUUUGCAGCCAAACCAUGUCUAUUUGCACUUCGUUUCUCCAUAUUGUCUAUGGCAAAUGGCCAUUGCCGCUCAGAUUUGUGCCA
Gossypium raimondii (Peruvian cotton) is the source of this 1455-nucleotide messenger RNA. Its product is annotated as protein LIGHT-DEPENDENT SHORT HYPOCOTYLS 3. Lineage: Eukaryota; Viridiplantae; Streptophyta; Magnoliopsida; Malvales; Malvaceae. The transcript has a single exon. Gene Ontology annotation, cellular component: nucleus. Gene Ontology annotation, biological process: response to light stimulus; mRNA transcription. Bases 452 to 1015 code for a protein of 187 amino acids. The record is from RefSeq and is a predicted model, not a curated record.